UGGAGGGGGCGCGUCACGACUGCGUGUUAUUGUGCUGCAGCUUCCGGCAACACAGCAGCAGCAGCAGCUGCCGCCACUGCUGCUGCUGCUGCGCCUCUUGCUGAUCGUCUCGGUGUUGUUCCGUGUGCUUCCUCGUGAUAAUAAUAAUAGUUCAUGUGAAUUCACAGCCGUAAUCGGCGUCGUAUUUCGUGGCAGCCCUUUGUUGCAAGUAAUCCACUGCUGGAUGAAGGCCUCCUACCCCAUUUGGCUGUGUCAUCAUCGUCGUCAUUGGUGGUGGUGCUGGUGGUGUGGGGUUGCUUGACCAUACUUCACCACGCUGGUUCGAUUGCAGCUUUGGUGAAUAUAUUACUUGCAGUUUCACCUUCCGCUGUAUACCGAGAGGUGGUGUCAAGGAGAUGCCGUUCCUGGGACAAGACUGGCGUGCUCCCGGUGACAGCUGGUUCAAAACCCGGGCUGGAUGGAAGCGAUAUAGCGAGCCCCAACUAAACGGCGGGAUCGGCAGCAUUGUCAUCUCGGAUCUCGGCGAAGACAACCGCUUGGAUUCUUUGCACGCGAGUGACGGCGUGGACAAGGAGAACGAGCGUCGCGACUGCAUCAACGCGGCCAAGAAGCGGCGGAAGGAGAACGCCAACAACAACGUCCGCACGCAAUACUUCCAUAAGGACAAGUGGAUUUAUGUUCACAAAGGGAGCACCAAGGAGCGCCACGGCUACUGCACGCUGGGGGAGGCGUUCAAUCGCCUGGACUUCUCUAGCGCCAUCCAGGACACCCGCAGGUUCCACUACGUCGUGCGGCUGCUGCAGUUGAUCGCGGACACGCAGCUGACGUCGCUGAGCGGGGUGGCUCAGACCAACUACUUCAGCAUCCUGGAAAGAGUUGUCUGCAAAGUGGUGGACGACCAGCACAGCGUGCGCCCGAUCCGUGAGCUGCUCUCCGGCCUGUGCUCGUCGGUGGCGCGCCUCGUGUGCGGCGUGGGCAAGUCACCCCUCGUGGGCAACGUGAACACCUGGACCCGCCGCCUCGACACCAUCCUGCUGUGGCAGCGGCUGCUGUGCGGCCUGCAGAUCAGCCGCAGAGGCGACGAGGGGCUGACGCUGAGCGACCUCCCGCCACACACGCAGCUCUCGAUCCUGCAGCGCCUGGACGACGGGCGAGACAUCGUGAGCCUGGGCCGCGUCACCGCCACGCUGCAUUCGCUGAGCGAGGACCGCACGCUCUGGCGCACGCUCUGCCGAUACCACUUCACCGACAAGCAGUUCUGUCGGCAUCUGGUGGUGCGCGAGGGCGGCUCGGCCGACUGGAAGGCGACUUACUUCACCCUGCAGAAGCUGUACCCGCGGCGGGAGCAGUACGCCGACAGCCUUCAGUUCUGCCGCCACUGCAGCAUUCUCUUCUGGAAGGACUAUCCCCUGGCUGUCGUGUGGGAGGACACCGGGCACCCGUGUUCUGCCAACGACCCCGAAACCUCCUUCAUCUCCGUGUCACCGCAGGACUUCAUGAAGCUCUUCCGAUACUAGCGAGCUGCAGGGCACUCCGCGCUACACACGCGCUUGGCCAACCAAGCACGAGUCGCCGCGCAGUCACAGACGCGCACGCCGACUCGAACUCGCACUUGUGCACGUACAGAGACAAAGACCCCCCCCCCACCACCCCUCCGCGCCACCCGUACAGCGUAGACUGUUGGGCCAAAUGCUGUGAGCGAGCACCUAUGAAGGGCACGUACCCACACCCGUGUGCAUGCACACUUUGGCGUGCAUGCGCAAAGACAAAAAUACCCCCAUACCGCCCUGACAGGACCAGUGCUGUUAGCGAGCGCCUAUGAAGGGCGACGCGGCGCACCAGGGGCUGGGUGGCCAGCACCAGGCCCAGCCGCCUUUGUCUCCCCAGUGGCGAUGUUUUCACACCGCAC
Messenger RNA from Petromyzon marinus (sea lamprey), 1909 nucleotides. RefSeq names its product F-box only protein 32-like. Gene Ontology annotation, biological process: protein ubiquitination. Lineage: Eukaryota; Metazoa; Chordata; Hyperoartia; Petromyzontiformes; Petromyzontidae. Gene Ontology annotation, cellular component: nucleus; cytoplasm; SCF ubiquitin ligase complex. The record is from RefSeq and is a predicted model, not a curated record. Gene Ontology annotation, molecular function: protein binding.